GUUUGUUAUCAUAAUUGUUUCUUGAUUUAUUGAUGAGAAAGUAUUUGAAUACUUUCUAUAGUUUGUGAAUGAAUCAUCAAAGACAAAUAAGUCUUGAUUAAUUUGUUUAACAAGAAUAAUUCAGAGAACCAUUUGGUCAAGGAAAAACAAAAGAAUACUUUACUUUGUCUAUGAAAAACUUUGUAUUUGUGGUAUCAAGGAACUAUGCAUAUCUUUAAAUUAUGGCUAAUAACAAAGCUUGGAAGCUUCUGCUCAAACAGGAACAUAAGGAGCUUCUCAUUUGGUCAUGAGAAGCUCGGGACCUUCCAUUCUAUCCUAUUUGACUAUCUUAAAAGACAAAAGUUGGUGGCGGAAGCAAGUAUUUAUGGGCAACAUAGGAUGAUACCUUCCCCCUCAACCCUCCUUUAUGUCACAGAAGGCUUGUAUUCUCUCAAUCAAAUCUACUAAUCUAGUUCUUUCAGAUGCUAUCAUGAUGAUUAUUGUGUUUGCAUUUAGAUUGGCAUAGUCUUUCACUACCUUGCAGUGCUGACUCACGUGCAAAAGAUCAACCCCAAAUUUUACAAGCCUUACUAACCCUGCAUCAAGGUAAUAUCUCUUCAACUGCCCUUCAUGAUCCUAUCUGCAAAGAAAGAAAAAAGAGAAGCACACCAUCAAAAGGCAUGAGUUACUGUAUCAACUCCCAUUAUUCUUCCUUUCAAAGUGUCCACUUGCAUGCACAUAUUGAGUGCUCUCUGUUAGAAGUAUAAAUAUCAGGGUAAGAGUCUGAACUGUAGAUAGAAAUAAAAUACAUUAUCGAAAGGCAAGUGUUGAUAUUUUAAUUCUCACAAUACUUUCCUUGAAAUUGGCCACUUGCGUGCACAUACAUAGUAGUAUCUUCAAACAGCAGGAUAAGAGUUUAAAUUUUAUUUUUCUAAACAACAUUGAAGAAUUGAAACAAAGAAUUUGAUAAAAUAGUCCAGUUAGUACCAUUAAAGCUUUAACUGCUACCACGCCCUGGCUGCCUAAAACUAUCACAACUUAGCACCCUGUCCAACAAAACUUAUUGAGUAACUAUUGAGAUGCUGUUUUGUAAUCAUAUCUAUGUUGUUUAAACUGUUGUGAUCAGGUUCGUCUAGGAUUCUGGAUGCUUGAUUCGUUUAGAUCUACUAAUCCAGAAUCUUGACAUCACGUAUACUGAAGUGCUACAAACAUCUCAAAAUUACAACCAAUCAUUUCAUAAAAUGCUAGAAGAACUUGCCAUGUCAAACUCCCGAGGUAACACUCCUCAAGUUUCAAAAACGUUGAACCUCUUCUGAUAGAAGGGUAGUAGACUAACUGAGCUAUGGGGUCCUAUGUACAGUAAUAAACUUCUGUUGUUUUCUCCCACCUCCUCCAAGCCCCCUAGCUGAUAUAUAGGCAGGAAGGAAAAAUAUUGUCAAACCAAAAAAGAAAAAUAAAGAGGAGGAGAAGAUUUGUUCUAGCUGAAACAUUGGCAAGCAGGGAAAAUCUAGCUUCAGGCUAAAAAGCCCAGGAAGAUGGAAAUGUCACUCUCUAAUUUCUGGGAGGAUGUAUCAUAGUCUCAAUCACAACAAGUGGCAAUAUGGAUUCACAGGAAAGUUCUCGACAAAGACUUACAUUUACAUCAGACUCUGCUAUUAGUAGAUUGAAACCUAUUUACUAGAUGUGUAUGAAUCAUAAUUUUAUCAGCAGCUUGAAGUGCUGAACAAUAGCUACUUUCGGACCAUAAGAACAAACAAAUUUGAGAGGAAAUCAUUAUUAUCAUCACUCUCUGGAUGAUCUUGACCUGCACAUUUCCUAAAAUAUCUCUUGGCCAUCUUCUUCCUUUUUUAGCAAGGCAUUCACCAAGCAUGUGUACUUCUGAAACUUUUGAUGUAUAGAACCUGGAUGUGAUUUGAUUUUUUUCUCUUCUAUGUGCUUUUUUUGGAACUAUUGCAUGGUGAAUAACCUUGGACUAAAGCCAAAAUAUAUACUAUAAUCGUGUGUAAUGUCACCUCCUGUAAGGCUGGUAUCUCUGCCUAACAUCCAUCUGUCAACUAGUUCAACCAAAUGAAAGAAUAAGAUGUCAUGAUUUUUUUGUGUGAUGCAGAUUAUAUUGACAAAAUAAAACUAUACAAAUGAUCUCAUGGUGAAGCUGACUUAUUUAUAAUCACAUGAUUAAUAUAUAAUUGAAGUGUGUACAUAAGAAGGAAUGUUUCUUGUGCACUGUUAAUCUUUGUAUUUCUUGCAUAUUCCUCUGCAUAUACUUCUGCAUUAUUUCUGCAGUAUUUAACUGAACGAUUAACCUACAACCCAUGAGCUCGACCAAAUCAACAAUUUUUCACAUAUUAUUCCAUGAGACUUAGCUAUCAUAAACAUAUUAUGUAAAAUUCUGUGAGAUGAGGUCAUGAGUAUAAACAACUCAGUGAAUGGAGCACGUAAGAGGGAAAACUGAUUUAGAUCAUAUAAAAUCUCUGUCCACAUUAUCAACCUAAAAGGAGAGCCUUCAUAAACAUCUGUUGUCCAAAUCUUGCUUCAUUGCUUGUGAGCGAUCACGAGUUGUGAUAUCGACAACUUCAACAUUCUUUGCCUUUUACAGCAAAUUCAGAUCAUUUCCAUGGAUUUAGUUCAGAGACAUGAGACACACUGCCCUCCAUCUUACUCCACAUACCCUUCAACAGCACGUAGUUGCAGCUUGGCCUCAGAUGUUGCAUCUUGUUCAUAAAUGCAAACCAUCAAGAUCCAUCUGUGUUCUUUUUCUUCCCUUGUGAAAGGCCUCACUCAUUGAAGGAAAAGAUCCUAAUAAAAUCCUAUCUUACUUUUGCUUGUUAUCGCCCCCCACCAACUUGGAGGUUCGUCCCCCCUCUACCUUAGCCAUUUGUCAGCUAUAAAAGGGCAUGGAGCCAAUUGACACACUCCAAAAGCAAAGAAAUAAAAGAAGCUUCUCUUGUUUAGAGGAGCCAUGCAGUCUCUUUUCAGGAAAGAAGAAAACAUUAACCUCCUUCCACCUAAGGACCGAGGGCUCCAGAGAAUGCACACCAGUAUCGCAACAGAGAUUGGUAACAUUAUUGAAGAAGUGAAUGAGGCCAUGACCCCAAAUGAAGUAGAGAAUGUGGGGUGUGAGUGCUGUGGGAUGUCUGAGGAUUGCACACCUACCUACAUCAUCCGAAUCAAAGAAUUUUUCUGCGGCAAAUGGAUCUGCGGGCUCUGUUCAGAAGCAGUAAAGGAGCAGCUGAAGAGAACUCCAGCGCUGGCUAUGGAAGAAGCCGUGGAGUCCCACAUGGCUCUCUGCAAGAAGUUCAACAGGACUACCAGGCUCAACCCUAAGCUCUCCUUGGCCAGUGCAAUGAGAGAUAUUGCUAGGAAAAGCUCUGCACGUAGGAUCUCCAAGGAUUCAUGUGGGCCCGAGAUUGCUAGAACCAUUAGCUGUGGUGAGGUGUUGGACUUAAAGAUCAAACGGUCACCUAUCCAGUGACACCGCUUAUAGUUCUGCCGAGGUUCUUCUUCCCUAGUUUCUCUAAUAUUACUUGUUGUUGGGGGAGGAAGAAUGGAAUAUUUAGUGCUUAUAUAAUUAUGGAUGAUAUACAUGUUGGUAGUAUGAUGGCUUCUGUGUUUUUUUCAGCUAUAUUAGCAGAAAUUUGCUUUGUGGGUCGUUUAUGAUGGCUUCUGUGUACUCGGUAGAGUGUACUCCCCCGUAGUUUUUUGUGGAUCUCAUUGUAGGACAUACCUGGACCAGGGUAUCCGUGUAUUGACUUACUCAAAUAAAAUAAGUCUUCUUGUUCUGUUAGUCA
Elaeis guineensis (African oil palm) is the source of this 3767-nucleotide messenger RNA. Lineage: Eukaryota; Viridiplantae; Streptophyta; Magnoliopsida; Arecales; Arecaceae. The record is from RefSeq and is a predicted model, not a curated record.